Molecule: messenger RNA, 2587 nt
Organism: Phacochoerus africanus (Common warthog)
Lineage: Eukaryota; Metazoa; Chordata; Mammalia; Artiodactyla; Suidae
Gene: LYPLA1
Product: lysophospholipase 1
Exons: 9
Coding region: 190-882 (230 amino acids)
Biological process (GO): protein depalmitoylation
Cellular component (GO): cytoplasm
Molecular function (GO): palmitoyl-(protein) hydrolase activity; carboxylic ester hydrolase activity
Source: RefSeq, a predicted model, not a curated record
ACGCGCGCGGCCGGUGGAGCGGACGGGGAGGCGCGGGCACGGGGGCCCGGAGGGCGGCGCGGCGGGGGGCGCGCACGCGCCUGAGCGCGCGCCCGUGCGCGGGUCGGACUCGCCGUUCGCACGCCCUUGGGCUGCGGCCGGCUCCCGCUCUGCCUUCCGCUUCCGACGCGCUGUCUGUCCAGCCGGUGUAUGUGCGGCAAUAACAUGUCGGCGCCUCUGCCCGCCGUCGUGCCCGCCGCCCGGAAGGCCACCGCCGCGGUCAUUUUCCUUCAUGGAUUGGGAGAUACAGGGCACGGAUGGGCAGAAGCCUUUGCAGGUAUCAGAAGUGCUCAUAUCAAAUAUAUCUGCCCUCAUGCACCAGUUAUGCCUGUAACAUUAAAUAUGAACAUGGCCAUGCCUUCUUGGUUUAACAUUAUUGGGCUUUCGCCAGAUUCACUGGAAGAUGAAACUGGAAUCAAGCAGGCAGCAGAAAAUGUAAAAUCUUUGAUAGAGCAGGAGGUGAAGAAUGGCAUUCCAUCUAACAGAAUUAUUUUGGGAGGAUUUUCUCAGGGAGGAGCCCUGUCCUUGUACACAGCGCUCACCACCCAUCAGAAGCUGGCCGGCGUCACCGCUCUCAGCUGCUGGCUCCCGUUGCGAUCUUCGUUUCCAGAGUGUCCCAUCAGUGGUGUGAAUAGAGACAUCCCCAUCCUUCAGUGCCACGGAGUGCUGGAUCCUUUAGUUCCCCUAAUGUUUGGCUCUCUAACUGUUGAAAGGCUAAAAACGCUGGUAAAUCCAGCCAAUGUGACUUUCAAAACCUACGAAGGCAUGAUGCACAGUUCCUGCCAACAGGAAAUGCUGGAUGUCAAGCAGUUCAUUGAAAAACUGCUGCCUCCCAUUGAUUGACGUCACCGAGGCCUGCGUGGAUGUCACACCAGCACCUUCGUAGUAGAGUAUCAACCUUUUCCUGCGCCCCAUCUUGAAACCUCUAAUGUUUGCAGUGUUAAAAUAUUUUGCAAAGACACACCAAUGACACAGACUAAAUAAAUCUCCUUGUGGGACAUUUAGGAUCUCUCAAGUUUCACUAUAUGUGUUUGUAUAAAAUGAUCCGGAAUAUACUAGUAUUAAAUAGGUGAAGCAGCUAGCUUCUUUUUCCCAAAUGUAAUUCAGCAAAAUAAUAAAAUACUGCAACCAGAUUUUUUUUAUUAUAUCAUUUGAAAAUCAUUAGUAUGCUUAAUGAAAACUUGUUCAGGUGUAAAUGAGCAGUCGGGUCAUCAACAGUUUAUGCGUGCUGUGACUUCGACUAUGGACUUUUCCACCGUUCCCUAGUCACCAUGCAGGAUCUGUAUUUUUAGAUAUGUGUUCAUAUACACUUAAUGGUUAUAAAUCAUAGUAGGAAUGAAGUGUUAUUAAAUUAUUCCUAAUGAUAGGGAUAAUACCUCUAAGUGUCAAUAAAGAGUGAUAAUUCUCUCUUCAAUUAAUGGCCCUUUUAUUUUGGGGACCAGGUUUUUCUUUCCUGAAGGUAAUUUCUAUUUAAUAUUGUUUUUUUCUUCUCUAGAAAAAAGAUACAUUCUUUCUUCUUUUGUAUCCUUCAUAACAGACCAAAUAUGUCUCCUUGCCCUAGACAUCUGCUGGCAGUUUGUGCUGUAACUUGAUGUUCUGAAUCACAGACAUGAUGGUGUUUAAAAUGUACUUACAGAAAGGAAUCACAGACAUCCCUUCAAAUUUUCUACACUACUUCUUAAACUGGACCUUUUUAGACCUACAGAAUCAUCAGAAUCUUUAGUCCAGAUAACGAGAAUAAUUCUGUGGUUGGAUUAUUCUGUUAUUAACUGAAAGAAUAAUUAGGUCAUAUUCUAGUAUGUUCUGGAAUAUUUAAGGCUGAUUUUCUUAAAAACUGUUAAUUUCUAGGAUGAUUUGCUCUAAGUAGAUUCUCCUCAUAGCAUAGAGUUUUAGUUUAUUUAUUUUGCACGUAUGUUUGAAACCAACUGCUGUAGGAAAUGAACAAUCUAGUUGAAAACUAUGCUUUACUUUUAUCUGCCAGCAGACAUUUUGGAAAUGUUCACUUUAAUCAGAUGAUCUUUUUAGGUUAGUUUUUGUGCAAACAUUAAAGUAGCAAUUACUUGAUUUUAAAUAGUCAAAAUUUUCAGAUUAUUGGUUAAAAUUAUUUGAAAACAAAUUUUGGGUAAUAAAAGUCAGAACUCAGUACAUAUAAUCUAGUUACCACACAGUUUCAUACAUAGCAGAAACGUACGCCUGAUAUUUCCAAACUCUUAUUCUGCUGUACUCCAGCUGACCGGAACAGCAUUAGGAAUAUGCAGCUCCAGGAAUGGGUGCUACUCAUAAUAGAGAUAACUUGGUGUGGACUAUUUAGGGUGUUAAUAAUGAAGCCAUAUGUUUAUGUCUGGAUUUACAAUUUUUAAACAAUCAUUUACUAUGUCAUUUCGCUUUACCUUGGAGAACAAAAACGGUUGUUUCACUUCACAAAUCAGCAAGAUCUAAUUUAUGGCAAGAACUAUUCUGUUGAAAUGUGCUGUAAUGUGGGAAAAUGUAAAUCUUUUUCACGGUUUCUAUCAAUGUGAAAUAAAAUUUAAUUCUGACUUUUCCAUGA